AACAUAUUACUGUUGAUGGAAAAUACCUAGACAGUGACGUCAUUCCAAAGCCUACUAUUCUGUUCGAGCCCGGAACGCAUUCACAUCAACAUGGCGAUGGUACAACGGAACCAUACAAAGUGAGGAAAAACAUAAACUCACUAAGUCCAUUUGAAAUGCUGUCCUUGGCUAGAGCUCUGAAAUCAAUGCAAGCCGACUCAUCUGCUGAUGGUUACCAAGCCAUUGCCUCAUUCCACGCUCUUCCUCGUCUGUGUCCUAACCCAAAAAGCGCUGAAAGAUACGCCUGCUGCGUUCACGGCAUGGCCACAUUCCCACAGUGGCACAGACUGUACACCGUGCAGUUUGAAGAUGCACUCCGAAGACAUGGAUCACAAGUUGGAAUUCCAUACUGGGACUGGCUGCGUCCAUCGAAAUCUCUGCCACCCCUACUAACCAUAUCCUCCAUCCACGAUCCAAUCAACCACAUGGACAUUGAGAACCCCUUCCUGAAAGCUAAGAUUGAAUUUGAGAGCUUAGAAACUGAGAGAGAUGUUGAUAGCAGCAAGCUGUUUAUCCAGGCGAGCUACAAGAAUUGGUUUGUCCAGCAGGCGCUUCUGGCUCUAGAGCAGGAAAACUAUUGCGAUUUUGAGAUUCAGUUUGAGAUACUACACAAUGGAGUGCACUCGUGGGUUGGUGGAAGCAAGGUACACUCAAUGGCUCAUCUCCAUUACGCCUCUUAUGAUCCUGCCUUUUACGUCCAUCACGCAGAGACCGACAGACUUUGGGCAAUCUGGCAAAAACUUCAAGAGUUCAGAGGUCAGGAUGGCAGCGAGAGCAACUGCGCCAUCGAUCUGAUGAAGGUCCCUCUAAAACCGUUCAGCUUUGGCAGUCCGUACAAUCUGAAUAGCAAAACGAAAGAAUUCUCCAAACCGUCAGACACUUUUGCUUACAAAGAACGAUAUGGCUACGUCUACGAUUCACUGGACUUUAUGGGGCUUGACACUGCAAGGCUUGAUUCUUUCAUCAAGGAAAAGCAAGAGGGUGAUCGAGUGUUUGCUGGAUUCCUUCUGAAAGGAUUUGGGUCUUCAGCAUCCAUUUCAUUCGAC
Messenger RNA from Gigantopelta aegis, 1085 nucleotides. RefSeq names its product hemocyanin type 2 unit e-like. The transcript has 2 exons. The record is from RefSeq and is a predicted model, not a curated record. Gene Ontology annotation, molecular function: oxidoreductase activity. The annotation marks the transcript as partial. Lineage: Eukaryota; Metazoa; Mollusca; Gastropoda; Neomphalida; Peltospiridae.